Molecule: messenger RNA, 327 nt
Organism: Pieris macdunnoughi
Lineage: Eukaryota; Metazoa; Arthropoda; Insecta; Lepidoptera; Pieridae
Source: the annotation of a GenBank genome assembly
AUGGUGACAAGCGUUUGCCAGCUAAGACGAGAACUUGAUUUUCCUAUAUCCUCAAUGUGGGGCAAAGGGCGUCAACCACUCUUAACUUCGGACCACUUCCAUCCAAUAGCUCGUACCUCAGUCACAACUAAGGUCGCCGGGCUUGUUUGGGGUGGCCACGAUUAUAAUUUUACUUGGAGAGUCCAAUCUAGUGCAUGUUUGGGGAUGUGGUUGGGCUCGGAUCUACUCUUCGAAGGGCGAAUCUCCACUUGCGAUGAAAGUCUGGUGGUCGAUUGGCGUUUCCCAGCAGCGUUUCUGCAGUAUUCAUUAGAAAUCUUCUCAGGCUAA